This is a messenger RNA of Seminavis robusta, 2014 nucleotides long. NCBI's taxonomy places the organism in Eukaryota, Bacillariophyta, Bacillariophyceae, Naviculales, Naviculaceae. The record is from the annotation of a GenBank genome assembly.
CCACCUCGGCUUCCUCCACCGCUCCGGCUCACAAUUUGUUUCCUCUGACAAAAGAAACUGCAAGAUCGGACUCUCUCUUUUUUUAGUGGACGAGACCAAUAUGAAGCUUUUCUUUUGGUCAUACCUUGCCUCUCUUGUGGCUGUUGCCAAUGCACAAGGCAGCGUAAACUACUGUGAUGCCUACGUCGAGCAGUGUUUGGACGUCGUGCAAGGAACAUGCAGUGGAAGUGAGGUGGAGUACUGCCUCCAAGCGAGCGGCUCGUCUUGCGACGACGGAACUGGAAGCUGCGAGUGUAAGAGUGACAGUGGCAAUAGUGAAACUUACAGUCACAUCAACAUUUAUGUUGAUGGUGUUGAUUUGUCGGCAGAAUCAUCACGAUUGUCUGAUAGCGGUUUCUCUGAUACCUGCAAUGAUUCUUCUGGGAGCAGCAAAGGAUGUGGGUCGGUUGAUUCCAGUGGCUCUCCAGCACAAGGUGUCAAAUAUGACUCUACCAAAGGUGGUCUUUGUGUGACGGUACCUUUGGCCGGUGAUGGGUCGCACCCUUCGAUUGUCUUUGGGGUCAAAGACCGUGGAAGUUGUGGCAUUUAUGGAUCUGCUGGUUCUUGGUCUUGUUCAAGUGACUGCCAUUGUGGUGGAAACCAUGCUUGUGUCUUUCAAACUCCUUCCUCGUGCCCUUACAGUGGUGCAGCGCCAACUGGAACACCAACUGGAACGCCAACCGGAACGCCAACAGGGGCGCCAACUGGGGCGCCAGUUGGAACACCAACAGGAACGCCAACUGGAACACCUACAGGAACGCCAACUGGAACGCCAACAGGAACGCCAACAGGAACACCUACGGGUUCACCUGUUGCAUCGCCCACCUCACCUGUUGCGUCACCGACAUCGCCAGUGGCUUCACCAGUAGCAUCACCGACAUCAUCGCCAGUGGCGUCUCCUGUUGCACCCCCAACAUCAUCGCCAGUCGCUUCACCUGUUGCAUCCCCAACAUCAUCGCCAGUCGCUUCUCCUGUUGCAUCACCUGUUGCAUCGCCAGUCGCUACUCCUGUUGCAUCUCCUGUUGCGUCCCCAACAGACAGUGAUGAUGAGUGUGCUUAUGGUUCUGGAGGCUGCUGUGAAGGUUCCGGCUAUGGUGGUGGCAGUGGUGGUGGUAGUGGUGGUGGCAGCGGUGGGGGUUGCAAAGGAGAUGGAGGAGGCUUUUGUUUCUCUGAGAGCACCAUAGUUCAGGUGCAGAACAAAGGGGGCAUUGCCAUGAAAGAGCUUCAAGUAGGCGAUAAAGUCUUGACUGGUGGUGGUGGAUAUGAGCAUCUCUAUGGCUUUGGACACCGCCACGAGUCCAAGGAGACAACCUUCCUCCAGAUCUUCGCAGGAAAUGAGAAGAAGCCCCUUGAAAUGACAGCAAAGCAUCUCGUCUAUACUAUUGACAAUGACAAGAAACAAAUGGCAAUUCCUGCUGAUCAGCUCAAGGUUGGAGAUCUUGUGUCUGUGGCUAAUUCAGAACAAGGCUCAGCCACGGUCACACAGAUCUCAGCAGUCCAAAAGAAGGGUUUGUACAUGCCAUUGACCACAGAUGGUACAAUUGUGGUGGAUGGAAUUGUGGCAUCAACCUACGUUUCCAUUCAGAAGGAUGCCCCUGGGGGGAUUUCAACUGCCCAAGACUACUUUGGCGUGAGCGAGCAUGCCAUCUCUCAUCUUUGGCUGUCCCCAUACGGAAUGCUGUGCCUUGGAGUUUCAUCCAGCUUCUGUCAGUCCCCGGAUCCCUCCAAUGGUGAAGGAAUCAUUUCUUGGCUUCAGGCUGGUCAAGCAUUGGCAGAAUAUGCUGAAGGCUUUGGGUUUUGGUCUAGAUUCCUUUUGAUUUGUGUUCCCAUGUUUGUGCUGUUUACGGCAUCUUUUGCAAUUGAAACCCUCUUUGGAGGACCAGCCAUGGCACCAGUUGGAGCCCUAGCAGCUGCAGCAAUCAUGUACUUCUAUUGGCAAAAGCAGGGGGUGGCUACAAAGAAGAAGAUUGUCUAA